UUUCCAACAGUAAAAAUUAAACCGUAUGUAUAAAAAUUAUUCUUAUUCUAGUGGUUCGCCGUGCCGUCAAGCAAACAGAUUCGCCUUUCCGCCGUGUCUAUCCAAGUUAUUCCACAAUGGCAAAUUUCGGUGGUAAAGACAUGUAUCAAGACCUUUUCAAACCAUCUUCUGCGUCAGAUUUACGUUUGAAACUUGAAACCCUAAGAAAUAUACCUCGAUGUUUAGGUAUUGAUUUUGAAACCCUAGAACCUAGAACUCGGCGUCGUUAUGGAUAUGAAUGCGACGAGUUUGAUUUACCUAAUGAUAUUGACAUAUUGAAACCUAAAAAACCCAAAAUAGAAGAGGCUCAAGUCAUCACGACAUCACCACAGAAGCUAGAAAGAGCUGAGAUUGAUCGGAUUAACGCUGAAAUUAGAGAGGAGUGCUACUAUUUUGGUGAAGAUGCCUUACGGAUGGCAGGACUUUUUCCAGAGGAUCCGGCAGAGGAUCCGGAACCGGCAGAGGAUCCGGAAACGGCAGAGGAUCCGGAACCGGCAGAGGGACCGGAAGAGGAACCGGAUUGCUCCAAAUAGAGCUUUUCUAACACAUGAGACUUUCAAGUAGUGGAAGCAAUGGCAUAAAUAAUCCAUGUAAUUGAAUCUAUUUUUAACAAAUUCCGAACUGAUAUGUUUGUUAUCAUCCACUAUUAUUACUUUUUAUUCUGUCUCUGUAAACCCUAAUAUUAAUCUAAACUCGUGUGGGGGAGAUUUGCAUAUAGGAAAAAAAAACUAUUUCACCAGAUUUAAUCUUUGCUACUAUGAUUGAUGAUAUUUCUCUUUCAAUGCAUAAUAAAAUCCAGCUGAUUGUGAUUAAUGCAUCGGUUCUAUUUACUAUUGGGAGAAUUUUUCCUAGAAUAAAAUACUAUUGACA
This is a messenger RNA of Vicia villosa (hairy vetch), 909 nucleotides long. RefSeq lists its product as uncharacterized. The transcript has 3 exons. NCBI's taxonomy places the organism in Eukaryota, Viridiplantae, Streptophyta, Magnoliopsida, Fabales, Fabaceae. The record is from RefSeq and is a predicted model, not a curated record. Bases 117 to 572 code for a protein of 151 amino acids.